Messenger RNA from [Candida] anglica, 2334 nucleotides. NCBI's taxonomy places the organism in Eukaryota, Fungi, Ascomycota, Pichiomycetes, Serinales, Debaryomycetaceae. The record is from the annotation of a GenBank genome assembly.
AUUCUUAGUAGUAUCUUAGUUAACAAACAUGUCUAACAUUGGGUUACAAGUGCGUCAAGCAGUUCCAUCUAUUGACACGGUAGUUGCCAACUAUGCAACUGGUUACAUUCAACAUGUUUCCAACUCCACAGAAGAGAGCGUGACUGCUCAACAGAUCAAUAUUCCAGAAGAGAUGGAAUACAUCAGAGAACUUUUAAUCGAUGCUGGAGGUAUCGAAGAGAAGGUAAAUACCUUAACCAAAUUAUUGGAAGAAAAACUUAGUCAGAAAUUAAAGGAAAAUACUGCCAAGUUGGAACUUACUGGUGAUAGAUCAAAGAGACUUUUGGAUGUGAAUAUGUUACGUCAAAACAAUUCCAAGAGAGAUAUCAAUUCCUCAUUAGCACUCUUGAGUGCCAGUAACGAUAUAGAACAUACUGGUAGAAAGAUGGAAAGUAGAGUGGAUAAGAAGAAAUUGGAAAAGCAAGAACGUAAGAUUGCCAAGAAGGUUGCAAAGAGAAAUAAUAAGUUUGUUCAAUAUGAAGCUUCUAAAUUACUUAAUGAAGGAUCCAAUGAAGAUUAUGAUUCCUUUUUCCUUGAGAUCAACCCUCUUGAUCUUGGAUCUAGUGCAGGUAAAUCCAAGGAUAUUAAGAUUGAUAACUUUGAUUUGUACGUUGGUGAAGGUCAAAGAAUCUUGAGUGAUGCAUCUUUAACAUUAGCAUUUGGUCGUAGAUAUGGUUUGGUUGGUCAAAACGGUAUUGGUAAGUCCACUCUUUUGAGAGCCUUAUCAAGAAGAGAAUUGAAUGUUCCAAAGCAUAUUACCAUUUUACAUGUUGAGCAAGAAAUUAGAGGUGAUGAUACAUCUGCCAUUCAAAGUGUUUUAGAUGCUGAUGUUUGGCGUAAGAACUUAUUAGGAGAAGAACAAAAAAUAGCUGAAAGAAUCCAAGAAAUCGAGAAAUUAAGAGCAGAAUUCGAAGAAGAUUCUAAUGAAGUAAGAAAACUUGACAAUGAAAGAGAAGAUUUAGAAAAGCAUUCUCUUGAAGUGACUGAAAAGUUAUCUGAAAUGGAAUCCGAUAAGGCUGAAAGUAGAGCUGCAGCCAUUCUUUAUGGUUUAGGUUUCACCAAGGAAACUCAACACUUGGCUACUAAGUCAUUCUCUGGUGGUUGGAGAAUGAGACUCUCUCUUGCUAGAGCAUUGUUCUGUAAACCAGAUUUACUUUUGCUAGAUGAACCAUCCAAUAUGUUGGAUGUUCCAUCCAUUACCUACUUGGCCAAAUAUCUUCAAGGUUACGAAGCCACCGUCUUGGUAGUGUCGCAUGACAGAGCAUUCUUGAAUGAAGUCGCUACUGAUAUUAUACAUCAACAUUCCGAAAGAUUGGACUAUUACAGAGGUUCGAACUUUGACAGUUUCUACUCCACUCGUGAAGAACGUAUUAAGAACCAACGUCGUGAAUACGAAAAUCAAAUGGCAUACAGAAAACAUUUACAAGCAUUUAUUGAUAAGUUCCGUUAUAAUGCUGCCAAAUCUUCAGAAGCACAAUCUCGUAUCAAGAAAUUGGAGAAAUUACCAUUACUUGAAGCACCAGAAGACGAAAAGACUGUCACAUUCAAGUUCCCAGACCCAGAUAAGGUUUCCCCACCAAUUUUACAAAUGCAAAAUGUUUCGUUUGGUUACUCUCCUGACAAGAUUUUAUUAAAGGGUGUCGAUAUGGAUAUUCAAAUGGAUUCUCGUAUUGCUUUCUGUGGUGGUAAUGGUACUGGUAAGACCACAUUGUUGAAAUUGUUAAUGGAAAACUUGAGUCCAUUGGAUGGGUUGAUCACCAGAAAUGGUAGAUUGAGAAUUGGGUACUUUGCUCAACAUCAUGUGGAUUCUAUGGAUUUGACCCUUUCCGCCGUGCUGUGGAUGUCUAAAACAUUCCCAGGUAAGUCCGAUGAAGAAUAUAGAAGACAUCUUGGUUCCUUUGGUAUCACUGGUACUCUUGGUUUACAAAAGAUGGAGUUACUUUCUGGUGGUCAAAAGUCUCGUGUAGCCUUUGCAGCCUUAUGUUUGAACACCCCUCAUAUUUUGAUUCUUGAUGAACCUUCCAAUCACUUGGAUACUCAAGGUUUAGAUGCAUUGGCUGAAGCAUUGAAUAAUUUCCAAGGUGGUGUCUUGAUGGUAUCGCAUGAUGUUUCUAUUAUUGAUAAGGUUUGUAAGGAAAUUUGGGUGAGUGAAGACAGUUGUGUCAAGAGAUUCCCUGGUGAUAUCCAUGAUUACAAGAAGCAUAUUUUGGCAUCUGCAGAUGCUGCUGGUGUGGUUAGAAAACAUUAAUUUUUUACGACUAUAGAUAAAAUUAAUAAUAAUUAUGCUCAUCUGAU